Messenger RNA from Lethenteron reissneri (Far Eastern brook lamprey), 1123 nucleotides. RefSeq lists its product as uncharacterized. The record is from RefSeq and is a predicted model, not a curated record. NCBI's taxonomy places the organism in Eukaryota, Metazoa, Chordata, Hyperoartia, Petromyzontiformes, Petromyzontidae.
CGACGUGAGCCGCUCGACUCUUGGAGGCAACUCUCAAGGCAGAGAGAGAGACAACCACGCAAACAAUAGAGCAACCAUGAACGCUCCGAACCUCGUGUCGCAACCCAGGAUAUGCGGCCUCCUGCCCUUCCCCCCCGUGCCGUUGGACGACGCUCACUCCAGGAGCUACGGCAUCGGCUCCUCGCCCGCCGAAGCUCCGAGCUCGGCUGGAGUCCAACCUGAACCCUGCGAAACUUUCAGGUGCUGCAGCUGCUACGACAACUGGCCUCCUGAGUCUCCGCAUCAGACGCAGCCACCGGUGUCUCCUCCGCAACCGCCACUGCCGCCGCCGCCGUCGCUGGCGGUGGUCGAUUCUCAAGACCAGCAGAUUAAAUCGAUGUCUGUGAUGGACGCUCACAACGUACAACAGCACCAGCGCCAGCAUCAGCACCAGCAGCUGCUCCAGCAGUGGCAGCACCGGCAGUAUCAGCGGCAGUAUCGGGACCAGCAGAAGCGCCGGCAGGUCAAGCCCGAGCAACUCCUCUCGCUGCUGGAGCGCGUGUGCACCAUCCGCAAACCCCACACGAAGCGCCGCAGCCGCCCGCCAGGCCAGACCGGCACGACCAACGCCGCCCACGAGUGGAGCUACCGCGAAACGCCCGAUUGGCGAGCGGCGGUGCCGGUGCCGGCGGCAGCGGCGAGGCGGCUGCCGGAUCUGCUUUCUCAGACGACGACGGCGACGACGGCGACGACGGCGAUGACGCCGGGGUCGCGGCCGCCGCCCGCCGCCACCGAGACGACGACCGCGACGGUCGACCGCAAGCAGACGAGCGUCGGCCGCUACAUGGCGGCCAUGAACCUGGGGGGGGGGCGCCGCUACGACGACGACCACGAUGAAGACGGCGACGAUCGCGACGCCGCGCGGGAAGGCCCGGCCACGGACGCCAACGGCGGGCCCUCGUCAUUCUGGCGGCGCGCCAUCGGGCGCUGCGUUUGCCCGCGGGGGGAGGAGGAGCAGGAGGGGGCCGAUUCGCCCAAGGCGGUGGACAUUCGCUUCACGGAGUGCGGAGAAAUGUUCGUCGAUUUGCGGUGACCGGCCUCCGCGUAUUGGCGUGGCUUCGUCCCCCGGUCACGGGAGAGAGAG